UCAUGGUGACGUUUCCUGCAGUGAUAGAGUCUGGAUCUGAGGCUACACUGUGUACGAGUCUUCUGAAGCCUAAUGAGACUCUGCAAAUGACUGUUUAUCUGGUUCAUGACAACCAGAACAGAACACUUCUACAGGAGACAGUGGAGGAAGAAUUUCACCACUGCUCUAAGUUUAAGGCUCCACAGGUUGAGGGUGAUUCAGUGCAGGAGAUCAGAGUAGAUGUUAAAGGUGAAAGUUUUGAGAUGACGGAGAAAAGAAGAGUUAUGUUUAAAUCCUACAACCCACUGACAUUCAUUCAGACUGAUAAACCAAUCUACAACCCCGGACAAACAGUGAAUUUCAGAGUUGUCACUAUGGAUAAACAUUUUAUCCCCCUUAAACAGGAGUACAGCUUGUUGAUUCUUGAGGACAAUAAAGGUAACAGGAUUGGUCAGUGGACGAAUGUGUCCUCAACAGGCCUGAUAGUGCAGCUUUCUCAUGAACUGAAUCCUGAGGCUUCUGAGGGCCAGUAUAAACUGGAGGCUUACAUUGGGGAUAGACAGACCAGACAUUACUUUGAGGUGAAGAAGUACGUUUUACCCAAGUUUGAGGUUACAGUGAAAGCACCAAAUGAACAGAGUGUUUGGGAGGACCUAAAGAUAGAGCUUUGUGCAAAGUACACUUAUGGACAGCCAGUACCUGGUAAAGCACUGGUGGAAGUGUGUAGGAAAUAUAUUCAGCAUUAUGGGGAAAGCAUCUCUAUCAUCUCACCAUGCCUGGAGGAAACAGUGCAGAUGAAUGAGACUGGCUGUGCCUCUGCUGUCUUCAACAUGUCAGCUUUCACUAGUCCUGAAGUUGUACACAAUUUCCAAAAUUAUCUUCAUACUACCGUUACGGUGACAGAGGAAGGAACAGAUAUUUCCAUCACAAAAUCCACCCAGGUACAGCUUGUUUAUCAAGCUGGUAAAGCUGAGUUUCUUGAUUUGCCAAAAAACUUUGAACAGGACACAGUUAUAGAGGGAAAGAUCAAAGUCACAACCGUCAGUGGAAAACCAAUUCCUGACAAGAAAGUGUAUCUUUUGAGAGGUUAUAGUUGGUCUCCAGAGCUACUUCAAAAUCUUACUACAGAUAUUAAUGGAUUGGCCAGGUUCAAAAUUAAUAUGACUGAUCACCCUCAAACACAGAUAUCACUGAUGGCAAGUGUCUAUCCAGGUGUUCAUUAUCAGAGUUUCAGAAUGCCGUACUUUAUAGACGGUCAUGCAAAUAUACCAUUCCUCCAACCUGCUACUCCAUACAGUCCAGUCUACAGUGAAUUAUCAAUAGAGAGCUUAAAGGAACCGAUUCCAUGUGGUUCUGAAAUUUCCAUAAACGUUAAGUACUACAUUGUUGGAGAAACUGCUGAGAAUUACAGUACUGAUAUUAUAUACAAGGUCAUGUCUAAAGGAGCCAUAGUCCAUCAUGGAUAUGAGAAAGUUGAAGUGAAAGAAUCCAAAAAGCUCAUAGAGGGAAAAGUCUCAUUCAGACUGUCUGUUGAUGUUGGUCUGGCUCCUGUAGUGCAGGUUCUGGUGUACUGUGUGCUGCCCAGUGAGAACGUCAUCGCUGCUAGCAAGAAUUUUAAUGUGGAGAAAUGCUUCAGAAACAAAGUCUCACUGCAGUUCUCUCCCACUGAGGCAGUUCCUGGUGAGGAAAACACUCUCCAGCUCUCAGCUCAGCCUGGUUCACUGUGUGGACUCAGUGCUGUGGAUCAGAGUGUGUUCAUCAUGGAGCCAGGAAAACGCCUGAAUGCUGAUGAGGUUUUUCAUUUGUUACCAGUGACGUCAGUGUCAGAUUAUGACCAUAGAGUUGAAGAUGAGCUGGAGUGUCUGCAAGUUAGACCACGACGGAGUGCAAAUGACGACCAUGUUUACAAUACCCUAAAGAGCGUGGGGCUCCAGAUGGUGACUAAUCUGCCUGUCAGAGCACCUCAGUGUUUGAUCUACAAAGGCAUACGAUAUAAUCGCCAAUAUUAUGGUGGUAUGUCCAGACUCAUCUUUAUCCACCUUGGUUAUGGACCCAUUGAGACAGUUCGUAAAUUCUUCCCAGAAACUUGGAUAUGGCAGCUUGCUGAAGUGGGAGACUCUGGAUCAACACAGGUUCCUGUCACUGUUCCUGACACUAUCACCACUUGGGAGAUGGACACUUUCUGUCUGUCCUCUAAAGGUCUGGGAGUGGCUCCUCCUGCUCAGCUUCGUGUCUUCCAGCCCUUCUUCCUGGAGCUCUCAUUGCCCUACUCCAUCAUCCGAGGAGAGGAGUUUGAGCUGAAGGCCACUGUCUUCAACUAUCUCUCCAAGUGCAUUAUGGUUAAAGUGACUCCAGCUCCUUCCUCACACUACACUCUGAAAGCCUCCUCUGAUGGAGAGUAUUCAUCCUGUCUGUGUGCCAGUGGUAGAAAGACCUUCAAAUGGACUCUUGUUCCCUCUGUGCUUGGGGUCCUGAAAGUGACGGUCAGUGCUGAGGCAGAACAGUCACAGACUGUGUGUGACAAUGAGAUUGUGAGUGUGCCUGAGAGAGGCCGCAUUGACACAGUCAUACGAAGCCUGCUUGUACAGGCUGAAGGAAGUGAGAAGACCAAAAGCCAGAGUUGGUUGCUGUGUCCACAGGGAAACAGUGUUUCAGAGGAGCUGGAGCUGGUUCUUCCUGAAGAUGUGAUAGAGGGAUCAGCACGAGCUUCUGUUUCAGUGCUUGGAGACAUACUGGGCCGUGCAUUAAAGAAUAUUGAUGGACUGCUGAAGAUGCCAUAUGGCUGUGGAGAGCAAAACAUUGCUAUCCUUUCCCCCAACAUCUACAUUCUUCAGUACCUGGAGAACACUGGACAGCUCACUGCAGCCAUCCGUGAGAGAGCUACGGGUUUCCUUAAGAGCGGAUAUCAGAGGCAACUGAACUACAAGCAUUUUAAUGGUGCAUACAGCACAUUUGGAACCGGAGAGGGAAAUACAUGGUUAACUGCUUUUGUACUGAGGACCUUUGGCAAAGCACAACGUUACAUCUUUAUUGAUGCACAAAACAUUGAUAGUGCGAAGCAGUGGCUGAUAAAUAUGCAGAGACCAGACGGCUGUUUUAUAAGACAAGGACGACUGUUCAACAACAGAAUGAAGGGUGGUGUAAAUGAUGAUGUGACCAUAACAGCUUACAUCACUGCAGCAUUGCUUGAACUGGGCCAUACAUCCAAGGAUCCUGUUGUAAAUAAAGGAAUAUCAUGUUUAAAGUCUUCUAUUGGCAACCUAACAAACACCUAUGCCACUGCACUGCUGGCCUACACUUUCAGUCUGGCUGGAGAGCAUGAUGUUCGAGAGCAGCUGCUGAAGAAGUUGGAUAGUAUUGCCAUUUCAGGAGAUGGGCACCUUCACUGGUCUCAGUCUGCAUCAGAUGAUUCUGACUCCUUGUCAGUGGAGAUCAGCUCCUAUGUUCUUCUAGCUGUUCUCACUACAGCUGAAGUCACUGCUGCUGAUUUGGGCUAUGCUAACAGGAUUGUCAGCUGGCUGGUGAGGCAACAGAACCCUUAUGGAGGCUUCUCCUCCACCCAGGACACAGUGGUGGCCCUCCAGGCUCUGGCUCUGUAUUCCACUAAAGUGUUCAGCUCUGAUGGCUCCAGCACAGUAACUGUGAAGUCAGAUAAAGAGAGUCAUGACUUUGAUGUGAACCAGGACAACAAGCUAUUGUACCAGGAGAGACCACUACAGGAUGUUCCUGGCAAAUACAGCAUUUUGGUGAAGGGCUCUACCUGUGUUUCUGUACAGAUGGUCCUUUACUACAAUAUCCCCACACCGGCUGAAACCAGUACAUUACACAUCAAGGCUAAAACUGAAGGAGAUUGUACAAAAUCAUUUGGACAAAUUCUGGCCAUCAACUUCACAGUCAUAUAUAAUGGGGCUCUAAACAGCACUAACAUGGUCAUAGUGGAUAUAAAAAUCUUAUCAGGAUUCACAGCAGAUCCCAGUGAUCUAAGAAACAGCCCACUUGUGGAACAAGUCGAUUCGAAAGAUGACCAUGUGCUCAUGUAUAUAAAAGAGAUUCCAAAGGAUAUUCCUAUGAAUUAUCAGCUACUUAUUAAACAGCUGCUUCCAGUCAAGAACCUCAAACCAGCUGUGAUCAAAGUCUAUGAUUACUAUCAAACAAGUGACCAGUCUGAGACGGUGUACUCCUCCCCCUGUGUGUGAGCUCUCAGACCUGCAGCCUCACAGUAUGAG
Messenger RNA from Pygocentrus nattereri (red-bellied piranha), 4205 nucleotides. RefSeq names its product alpha-2-macroglobulin-like. The record is from RefSeq and is a predicted model, not a curated record. The transcript has 33 exons. Lineage: Eukaryota; Metazoa; Chordata; Actinopteri; Characiformes; Serrasalmidae. The coding region runs from base 3 to 4175 and encodes 1390 amino acids. Gene Ontology annotation, cellular component: extracellular region. Gene Ontology annotation, molecular function: endopeptidase inhibitor activity.